Molecule: messenger RNA, 1358 nt
Organism: Colletotrichum acutatum
Lineage: Eukaryota; Fungi; Ascomycota; Sordariomycetes; Glomerellales; Glomerellaceae
Exons: 1
Coding region: 99-1157 (352 amino acids)
Source: RefSeq, a predicted model, not a curated record
CUCCAAUUCGUGAAUUCGAUUUGAUCUGGCUUAUCUCUAGCGAACUGGAUUUGGGCUGAUGGAAGCCAAGAGCGGCCUUUCCCCUCAAAUAUUCAUUCAUGUCCGCCCAUCCAUUCACACUCAAUCUUUAUUCAUUCCUUCAUCUAUCAUUCACUAGUAGCCGUUUUAGGGCCCGUAUCAUGGCUAGACAUAUCAACAAUCUUGCAACUUUUCUGGACGAGUUUGCGCACGGACUAUCCGAUGACGACUUGAGCAAGAGACUGACGCGUACAGCCAUCUUACUUCGUAACCCACCAUACCAUUCAACCGCUGCUCAACCUACGAGAAGUCGACACAAAUCAGCUCAGAAGUGCCUCUCCACUAUACGACGGGAGCUCGGCGACCCAACUUACUACCUAUGUUUGUUUGCGUCCUCUAUAACAGCACUCUGCACCGAGCGACGGGAGUUGAGUGAAGCUUUGGCAGAAUGGCCUGGAAAACACGACAUCUCUUCGGCUUUUACGGAAAAAGCCCAGGCGGUCGUUGAGAAGCAUCUCGCGAAAGAGCGAUCUCAAAAAAUCCCCGAUCACACAUUCCCUCAGAAACGCCGUCAGUCCAUAACCCAUCCGAGUACACAACAGCUCGUAAACGAUCAUGGGAGUAGGCAUAAAAGAGCCAGAUUAGAUGGAGACUACAAAGACUUAAUGUUCGCUGGAAGGAUGGUCACGCAAUCCCAGCAAGGCGAAGAUCAAGGUAAUGCUCCUCAUUUUCGCGAGGAAUGCCUCGACGACAACGCGUUCGACGAGAGUCACCAACUUCGCUUGGGUGCACGAAUUGAGGAAAGUUGGCGUCAUCAAAAUGUUUCGAUUCAACAUAAGAGUGCUUCUACUCGACUGGCCACUGAAAAGUAUCGGCAGCUUCAAGGACACAAGGUUGGUGCAGCUGCAGCCACUGGCCGCGAAGUUGACAUCAGUCAUCAAGCCAGCGGCGACACUGGAGCCAGGAGUCGAGACGGUGAGGCAGAACGCAGCAGAAGUGGCGAAAGCGAUGAUAGCGAGGUCAGCGACGAAAGCUUUGAAAGUGAUAACGAAGGAAGAUUCCCCCUUCUAGCUCCUGUCAGAUCUGCUGAACCAGCACGAACUCAAGAAGGUAUGGCACUACAAAAGACCUUUAGCUAGCGGUUCUAAUAUACCUGGUCCAGUUCGGCUCGAUGGCAAAGUGUAUGGGUUGACUGCGAUGGAAGGCAUCCGUCUACUUUCAGACCACAUGUUUUCAGGCGAAGGCACGUUGACUAUCCCUGUGCAUGAAGGAACGUCCUCAUUCAUCACGUUCAGGAUUUCAGGAAAGGCUGCUUGGAGAUUGACAAAGAGUAAGAAACA